Telopea speciosissima is the source of this 2198-nucleotide messenger RNA. Its product is annotated as OVARIAN TUMOR DOMAIN-containing deubiquitinating enzyme 6-like. The transcript has 8 exons. The record is from RefSeq and is a predicted model, not a curated record. Gene Ontology annotation, biological process: protein deubiquitination. Gene Ontology annotation, molecular function: cysteine-type deubiquitinase activity; K63-linked deubiquitinase activity. NCBI's taxonomy places the organism in Eukaryota, Viridiplantae, Streptophyta, Magnoliopsida, Proteales, Proteaceae. The coding region runs from base 443 to 2059 and encodes 538 amino acids.
UCAUGACGGGUUUUUUUUUUGGUUCAUUUUGAUGAAUAUUGAUGGUUUUGGUUGCAGUGCCGCAAAUUCGCGAGCUGAUCCUUAGUAGCUUUUGUUAUUCAUUGGAUUCCGGAGGAAGUACUUUGAUGAAUUGCUUGGCAGCUUCCGAGGUUAAUUUGGGUAUUUCACAGGAAGGUCUUUUCCCAUAAAUUUGAGUCCCUAUCGAGGGUUCAAUUCUUCAGGUCAAGGUCUGGGUCUCAUGAGAAUUACAGGGGGCAUGCAGAGAUCGAUUCCGGAGGAGCUGAAGGCGCUGGACUGUAAAAAAUCGUUCAGCCAGGGGAUUGGCGUAACCUUUCCUAAGGCGAGGACGCGUGAUAAACUGCAAAUUUACACUUUGAACAUUUGAGUUUGGAAGAGAGACCGGGCAGCGAGGGUAAUUUAGCCGGAAAGUGAAAGAACAAAGAUGACUCGUAUCUUAAUUCAGCGUGGGUCCUCUGGUUCUUCAUCAAACCCUUGUCGCUCGACCUUGCCUAGCUCCUCUUCAGCUCUAACACAGCAGCUCGUCACACCUCUGCUUCCUUCUGGCACUAAAGAAGAGGAACAGGAGGAAGAAGUGCAGGAAUUCGUGGCCUCAGAUGAUCUUUUUCACCUUUGUGAAAGUGGAGAUGAUAAUAAGUCAGCGAGGGCUGAUGAGUCAUUACCUGAAAGCAUUCAGGGUGGUCAAAAUGGAAACGCGUUUGAUGAUUAUUUUGAUAAGGAGAAAACUAGUGAUGAGGAUGCUAUGAAUUUCGGGGUCGUGAUGAAUGAGUUGGUUGGCCUGCGGAUUACUGAGAACCUCGAGUUAAGUGAAAAUCAAGGAUCGAGUGGUGGUACUUCCCAGGUAGUGUCUAGUAGCUCCCAUCCCCCUCCACCUCCUCCCGUCCCUCCACUUAAGCCUCUGGUGGUACACACGAGUUCAAGGCGAACUGUUUUAGGCAAUUCAAACACUGGCCGGACUGGUUCUUCUAGAAGAGCAUUAGCCUGGCCUGUUGCCGCUCGGACUUCCCCAUCUGGUUCACGUCCUCCUUCUCCAAGGUCUUAUGGUGAAGGGGAGGAUUACAAUAGUGCAGAUGAACAGAGUCAAUAUUUUGGAUCCUCCUAUGAUGAUGCAGAGAGAGAAUGCCAGUUUGAGAUUGAUAUAAGACGAGCCAAGGGUUUAGAAGUUAGACGAAUGGUGGAGGAUGGAAACUGCCUGUUUCGUGCUGUCGCAGAUCAAGUGUACGGGGACACUGAAACAUAUCAUUUGAUUAGGCAAAUGUGUAUCGAUUAUAUGGAGAGGGAGAGGGAUCACUUCUCCCAAUUUAUAACAGAAGGUUUCACAUCUUAUUGUAAAAGGAAGAGGCGAGACAAGGUGCAUGGAAACAAUGUAGAGAUCCAGGCUCUAUCUGAAAUGUACAAUCGUCCUAUCCAUAUUUAUUCAUACAGCACAGAACCUAUCAAUAUUUUUCAUGGUAGCUACAAUACAGAUAGUCCUCCUAUACAUCUAAGUUAUCAUCUCAGUAAUCAUUACAAUUCGCUUGUUGAUCCACGUCGAUUGACAAUUGGUGCAGGCCUUGGAUUCAGUAGUCUCCGAGGGACAAACGUUGAUAAAGAUCAAGUGAAAGCUGCUAUCAGAGCUCAGCAAGAUCAACAGAUUGAUAAUGCUCUUCUUGCUGAGGGACGAUUCUACUCAGAUCUUGAGCUCACUGAGAAGGAAAUUGAGCACAUGGUGAUGGAAGCUUCAAGGGCUGAGUAUCUUGCUAAUGACAAGUCCAGACAGCAGGUUGGCUUCAGGGAGUCUUCUGCUUCUAGCGCUGAGCCAUCAUCCUCGGGAACUAUGACAGGGCCAUCAAGUAGUGUGUCCCAGGUGAAAUAUAGGACAGAGAGGGGUUUGCCUGAUACUAUCCUUAGCAGCAACAUGCAGAUGGUCUUGUCAAUGGGGUUCAGUUACUUGCAAGUGAUUGAAGCUUAUAGUAUCUUUGGAGAUGAUGUGGUUUCAAUUGUUUGCUACCUAUUAGAGACGGACAGUAGCAGCAGACGCAAAGGGAAGGCAGCAGAAUGAGCAAAAUAGAACUAUAGAGAAUGUGAUGGUGUCCUCUGGAUGACAAUGUAGUGGAAAAGAAACUGAUGUGAUGAGUUGGAAGUCAUUAAGAACUAUAUAUACAUGCUAAAAGGGUAUUGGUAUUAUAAAGAUUAGGACC